Molecule: messenger RNA, 2714 nt
Organism: Alligator mississippiensis (American alligator)
Lineage: Eukaryota; Metazoa; Chordata; Crocodylia; Alligatoridae
Gene: CANT1
Product: calcium activated nucleotidase 1
Exons: 4
Coding region: 1325-2536 (403 amino acids)
Biological process (GO): proteoglycan biosynthetic process
Molecular function (GO): UDP phosphatase activity; GDP phosphatase activity; calcium ion binding
Source: RefSeq, a predicted model, not a curated record
AGGGCUCGUUCCAUCUCGGCUCAGGGACGCCUGCACCCGAGGCCAAGGAAAUCAAGCCAGAGACGGACGGCAGGCACGGAGGAGCAGGCUGAGCGGGUUCCAGGCCGGCGUCCUCUGGGGCCAGAGCCCUGCCCGAGGCGCCAGCGUUGCAGCCGGGAGCUGCUCCAGACAAUGUCCCCAAGCCCGCACCAGGCCUGGGGCUAGUAUGGGCCCUGCCAGGCCCUGAGGGCUGUGCCCCUAUGUGCUGCAGAGCGGGGGCUGAUCGAGAGGGACAAGCACCCUUGGCUUGCUCCGGGCCAUCCAGGGCCGGGCGGGUGCGUAAGCCCAGUGAGUUCCCAGGAGCCGUGCACCCGCGCUCCCAGACCCGAGCCGGAUGCAGCGCGGGAGCUGAGAUGGGCGCUCUGCAGCUCUGCCAGGUGGGUGGGAGCAGGGCCAGGGCCAAGCACAGGCCCCUGGAGCCAAGGCCGCUGCAGAUGCCUCUGCUCCACUCUCAGAUCCCGGGAUGCCUGGCUCGUGAGUCAUGAUAAUUGCAGGGAUGGGGGGAGGGAGAGCCCAGCCUCGGCCGCUCCUUGGCGGGGUCCCGUCCCCCCACCUUCUCCCCUCCCCAGCUGCCUGGCCCAGCAGGUGCCCUCCCCCGUGUCCGCAGCCGCGAGGGGAGCCCAGGCACUGGGGCGAUGCCUGUGCUGCCCUGGGCUGCAUGCUGAGCCAGGAGCGCUGGGCUGUGCACACGCGUGUGCGAGCGUGCGUGCACCCACAAGCCCCUGGCAUCACGGUAGGGCCUGCGGGGGGUCGUGCAGCAGCUGGGCCCUUCCUGUGGCGCCUGGGACCGGCCCGGCCGGUUGCAAGGCCCCGGCCAGGAAAUUCUCACGGAGCCGAGGCAGCUCCUUUCCCAGGACGUUGUGGGGCCGGCGGAGGAGGCGCGUUUGCACGCAGCUACCCUGGGCACGGAGGCAUUAGCACGUGCGUGUGCUCCUGCUCAGGGGCUUUUGUUUUUUCCGGUCCGGGCUGGCCGUGCUCCAGCGGCACGCAAGGACCUUGCAGUUUGGCAGCUGCUUCAGCCAGCUCAGAGAGGGGCAGAAUGGGGCAGCCUCCCACCGCGCCCCGGGGCAGUGGGGGGAUGCCAGCGCCCUGACACCCCCGGGGCGAGGAUGUGACAGCGCGGCACGGAGCCAGGCCCACGCAGCCGCCCCCACCCGCGGCACGGCCCGGUCCCCAGCAGCCACGGGACCACGCAGCCCUGCCCGCUGCACCGGGCGAUGGUACGGGCGCUCGGAGCACACGCCUGCUGGGUCCUGGGUGUGGACGGCGUGCGGCAGGUCCUCCGAUGCCCGCGCCGCCCUGCCCGCGCCGGGAAUGGAGUGAGCCCAUGAGCCCGCUGCGCAUCAGCGUGGGAGGCCUCCCCGUGCUCGCCUCCAUGACCAAGGGCGCCGACCCGCGGUUCCGCCCGCGCUGGCGCGCCAUCGUGCUGUCCUCGGCCGGCGUGGGCCUGGUGCUGCUGCUGCUGUGCCUGCACCGGCCCCCCGCGGCCCGGCCGGCCCCCGGCGGCACGCGCGGCUGGCGGGGCGGCGCGCGGGCGUCGGGGGGCGGCUACAACGACACCUACCCGCUGUCCCCGCCGCAGCGCAACGCCGAGGGCGUGCGCUAUCGCAUCGGCGUCAUCGCCGACCUGGACACGCGGUCGCGGGGCGCCCGGGACCACACCUGGUUCAGCUACCUGAAGAAGGGCUACCUGGUGCUGUCGGCCAGCGGGGACCGCGUGGCCGUGGAGUGGGACGCCGAGGACUGCGUGCUGGAGUCGCACCUGGCCGAGAAGGGCCGCGGCAUGGAGCUGUCCGACCUGGUCGUCUUCAACGGCAAGCUGUACGCCGUGGACGACCGCACCGGCGUGGUCUACCAGGUCGAGGGCACCAAGGUGGUGCCCUGGGUGAUCCUCUCGGAUGGGGACGGCACCGUGGGCAAAGGCUUCAAGGCGGAGUGGCUGGCAGUGAAAGACGAGCACCUGUACGUGGGUGGCCUGGGCAAGGAGUGGACCACGACCACUGGGGAGGUGGUGAACGAGAACCCCGAGUGGGUGAAGGUGGUUGGCUACAAGGGGGACGUGGACCACGAGAACUGGGUCUCCAACUACAACGCGCUGCGGGCAGCCGUGGGCAUCAGGCCCCCAGGCUACCUGAUCCACGAGUCAGCCUCUUGGAGCGACACGCUGCAGCGCUGGUUUUUCUUGCCCCGCCGAGCCAGCCACGAGCGCUACGACGAGAAGGAGGACGAGCACCGCGGCACCAACCUGCUGCUCAGCGCCACGCAGGACUUCAGGGACGUGGCCCUGCGGCGCGUCGGCGACGUGGUGCCCACCCAUGGCUUCUCCGCCUUCAAGUUCAUCCCCGACACCGACGACCAGAUCAUCGUGGCCCUCAAGUCGGAGGAGGACCAGGGCAAGGUGGCCAGCUACAUCCUGGCCUUCACGCUGGACGGGCGCCUGCUCCUGCCCGAGACUCACAUUGGGGACGUGAAAUACGAGGGCAUCGAGUUUAUAUAGCAGAGACUUGCAACGGGACACAGGGCUGGGGCCGGAGCACUGCUCUUGGGCUCGGCAGGUCCAAGCCACUGGAGAGGCGCCGGGCCAGCUCCCGGCAUGCGGCUGGCCGGUGGCCCCAGGCUGGACCCGGGCGCCGCCUGGCAGAGGUUGGCACAUCCGGUAAAAGAGCCUGGCUGCA